Molecule: messenger RNA, 1389 nt
Organism: Lachancea sp. 'fantastica'
Lineage: Eukaryota; Fungi; Ascomycota; Saccharomycetes; Saccharomycetales; Saccharomycetaceae
Source: the annotation of a GenBank genome assembly
AUGGGUUACUCUUCUGCAAUUCUCGGUCUGGGUGUGAUAGCCUUGGUUCUGCUAUUUCCACCAUUGGCUUGGCACUCAAAAACUCGUAAUACGCCAGCUAUCAUUUUGAUUAUCUGGCUUGUUAUAAUGGAUAUCAAGUUAAUCGUCGAUGCUGCAAUUUGGGGCGGCUCUGACUUUGCUGAAAAAUGGGCAGGUUACGGUUGGUGUGAUCUGAUGACGAAAUUGCAGGUUGGAGCCAAUGUGGGAUUGUCCUGCUCUGUAGCUAAUAUCGCGUUCAAUUUGCACACGAUUCUGAAAGCAGACAGCGUUCUUCCGGAACCCAAGUCAUGGCGCAAGCUACGAACAGAUUUAAGCUUCAGUCUAAUCACACCAAUCGCAGUUAUGGGGCUAUCUUACUUAGUCCAGGUUUACAGAUUUGGAAUUUUCAGGUACAACGGGUGCCAAAAUCUGCUUGCACCAACAUGGGAAACCGUUGUGGUUUACACUAUGUGGAUGUUCACAUGGUCGUUCGUUGGAUUAGUUUACGCCAUUCUCUUGCUUUACGUUUUUUACCGGAAGCGCAAAGACGUGAGAGACAUUCUUCAUUGUACCAAUAGUGGCUUGAACCUAGCGCGAUUUGCACGGCUUCUCAUGUUCUGCGUCUUGAUCAUUCUGGUUAUGUUCCCCUUCUCAUUCUAUUCAUUCGUGGCUGAGCUCGAAGAACUGAGCGGUGGCUACGAUUUUCAAGCAAUUCACGAUAAAUCGUCAUGGAAUACAGUGGUGCGGCUUGACAUUAAAAAACCACUUUACAGUGUUUGGCUUUACAUCUUGAUGUCCUAUCUAGUCUUUGUCGUCUUCGGGCUAGGUACAGAUGCGCUCGAAAUGUACGCAGAUUGGGCCAGGUGCUUGGGUCUGGGGCCUUUGAUGGACAUUGUUUCGCAACGUUUGAGUGCAAGUGAUCAAAAGCGGACUUCGAAUUUAUCUCACUUUUACCACAGCGACCAAGAGACUUUGAAAAACGGUGGUUGUCCUGGCACCUCCUCUGAUGGCACAAGUGUGAUGAAAUCAGCAAAAGCCUUUUCUGAUGGCGAAUCCUAUGAGUUUGAUGCCACGACUCCUACUUCUCCUUCUCAUUUUAUCAUCGAUUAUGUGCUGCCUCAUGAAAGGGUUCGCAAAGAUAGGUUUCGGGACAAAGGUGGUAGAAUAGAUGACUUGGAAAGCUUAUCGUACAUGGUACAGCCCACAGCGCCAAUAAGUUUCGACGACGAUCUUCCCUUUAACGACUCAUCCGACGCAAAUGUUCAGGCUGGACGGGUGUCGUAUCAUUCAGAUGUUCCGUCCUCUUCUCUCGACUACUGCAGUUCUAAAAAUUUGAUGGAGGACAAAAGCUUGGAAUUCCAGGCAAAGUGA